AUGCCGCCCACGAUUCACCUCGUGCGUCACGCCCAGGGCGUCCACAACCUGUCCGUCGAGAACGAGUCGAUUCACGACCCGGACCUGACGCCCCUCGGCGAGUCCCAGUGCGCCGCCCUGCGCGCCUCCUUCCCGCGCCAGCGCAUCACCCGCCUCGUCGCCUCGCCGCUGCGCCGCACCGUCAACACGUGCCUCCUGUCCUUUGGCGAGCCUGACCUGCUGCCCGUUGUCGCCCUCGACUGCCUGCAGGAGGUGUCGGACCAGCCCUGCGACACGGGCUCCAGCAAGGACGCCCUCGCCGCCGAGUUUGGAGACGCCCUCGACCUGUCCCGCGUGUCCGACGCGUGGACCGACAAGGCCAAUGGGCCCUUUGAGCCGACCCUCGAGAAGCUCUCGGCGCGGGGUCGCGAGGCCCGCCGCGCGCUGCGGGAGAUUGCUGCCGGCGACGACGAUGCGCACGUCGUGGCGGUGUCGCACGGCGGAAUCCUGCACUUUGUCACGGAUGACUGGCAGGGCAUUCCGGAGGGACGUGCCACCGGCUGGGCCAACUGCGAGGUCCGCUCGUACCAGUUUGCCGACCCGACGGGCCAGGACGAGGACGCCGCGCUCGUCGAGACCGAGGAGAGCCGUCGCCGUUCCACGUCCAAGGAGCUCACCAGCGUAGAGAAGCGCCAGAUGCGCGUGGCGGUGCAGCAGCGCAUGAUUCCGUUUCUGAAAAUUAAGGCGUAG
Messenger RNA from Purpureocillium lilacinum, 729 nucleotides. RefSeq lists its product as uncharacterized. The record is from RefSeq and is a predicted model, not a curated record. Lineage: Eukaryota; Fungi; Ascomycota; Sordariomycetes; Hypocreales; Ophiocordycipitaceae. Gene Ontology annotation, molecular function: phosphatase activity. Gene Ontology annotation, cellular component: cytoplasm.